Molecule: messenger RNA, 2359 nt
Organism: Pomacea canaliculata
Lineage: Eukaryota; Metazoa; Mollusca; Gastropoda; Architaenioglossa; Ampullariidae
Product: tripartite motif-containing protein 3-like
Molecular function (GO): zinc ion binding
Source: RefSeq, a predicted model, not a curated record
AACGUUGCGUUGCUGUGCCUGUCGGGACAUUUUAGGGGAGGCCACUCUUUGACCUGCCUGCACGUGCUUUGUCGUGAUUGUCUUCCCCCAUACAGCGUAAGGGGAGACUACCAACAAAACGGUUCGGUGUUUCUAUGUCCUGCGUGUCGUCCUAAGUCACCUGGUGACGUACCCCAGGUCCGGCGCAAGUCCGUGACGUCACAGGUCAACUCGCGCGUGGCGGCCAAGCCUUGCCUGGCCAUCGAGGAGCUCAGGCGCCGAAGUGAGGCUGCCAACGGCUGGUACGACUACACCGACGAGGACAGCAACGACGAUGCCGGUGAGGAGGAAGACGAGGAUGGCUGCAGCAGCGAGGUGGCGCCAGAGGUCAUUUCCGGCUCCUCGCUCGUCCUCCCAUGCCCCGCGCACGCGCAGCGCGACGCCGAGCAGUACUGUCUGGCCUGCGAGCAGCUAGCCUGCCAGAAGUGCGUCACCUCUGCUCACCGGAAGUGCUCUCACCAGCUCGUGACUUGUCCUGAAGCCGUCGUAGCUCGCCGACCUCACCUGAACGCGCUGCACAGCAAGCUUGCGCAGAAGGUGAUCAGGUCGCAAGAGCACGUCACUUCCGACAGCGCCCUGCUGGAGGACCUGGAGAAACAGAGGCUGGCGCUGAUUGGUCAGAUCGCCGCUCAGCGCGAGGCGUUAGUGAGAGCCAUUCUCGAGAAGGAGGCCAGGCUGGUGCAGGAGGUCAACGCGGUUUUGGACAAAGAGACCAACAUGGUGAAAGCCAGGAUCCUGGAGAACACCUGCUCAGGUAAAGCGGCGGAGGGCCAGCUGAGCGUUUUGGAGGCCGUCAUCAGCGUUCAGGGGGAAGCUGAGAUUUUGUCACUCGUCCCCUCACUGACGACAGACCUGGACCAGGAAGCCGCUAACUACGCAUGCGCACAGUCACAAGAAACGAUAACUCUCGUCUACGCCCCGGAUGCUCAGCUGGAAGACUCUGUGAGCCGGUCACCUCUGGGCAGCCUGACCGUGGCGAGUUCCGGCAAGAGACACGACGACGCACCUCUGCCACACCGAGACGACCUCAGCUUGACCCUGAUGACGUCAUUCCACGGCCGCACGAGGGAGGAUACGUGUGAUCCGUUGUUGACGGAUUUAGUUUUGCUGCCCAACGGUGACGUCAUACUGACCGACAGGGACAAUAAGUGCGUGAAGAAGUUCAACUCCACUGGCCACCUCCUGACCCGGGUGCCUGUCCCAGAAGUACCCGUCCCGAAUCGCCUGGUGUCGCAGGGGAAGGCCGAUUCCGUGAUGAACAAGAAGGUGUUGCUGUUCAUGUCUCUACUGGGAACCGUCCGCAUCUUGUCCUCUGUGCGCUUGAAGCGUCCUUACUGCUUCUUGGCCUCAGCCGGGGAGGGUCUAACCCCGGGUCAGGGUCAAGUCCAGCUGCUGGCCGCCACUAGCCAGUGUGACGUCAUCGACGUCAUCACCGAGUCCGGGGUCCUCCUGCGGCGGCUCUACACACACAAGGGGGAGCGCGUGUCUCUGUCUCGACCCCUGUAUCUUCACGUGCCGACGACUCGCGACCCCGACGUGGCGGCGCUGGUGGUGGACAGCGGGCGGCGCGUGCUCUUUGCCCUCAACGCCGAGGGGCAAACGAUCUUCACCUUCAAGCCCAAAGGUGAAGCUGCCCUGGAAUGCCCGCUGGGAGUGGCUAGCGUGCCCGGGGCAGGGCUGAUCCUGCUGGCAGACAGGGAUAAAAAUCGAGUUCAGUUGCUCAGUCGGCGGGGGUCCUUGCUGAAGGACCUGUUGACCGAGAAGGACUCCAUCUUCAAGCCCUGCGCCCUCAACGCCAGCGCGCGCGGACGAGUUGCUCUGACCCAAGUGGACGGCUGGGUGAAGAUCUACAGGACACAGUAGAUAUGGGCAGUCUACUCCAUUGACCUUUUUGUGGAAAUAUCCACUUCCGGUUUAGACACUGGUACACUCGUACACCAACCGUGUACAUCAUCCAAGUUUACCGUCUGUUCAGAUGGCUUCCACAAGAUACCAACAGACAUCGACUAACACUCUGGUAGACAUUCCUGUAGAAAUCCGGCAAUUAUCUAGCAUUUCGACCUUGUUAAGUCCGUGAACCCUAACCCAUCGCUAAAUCCAUAUCACUCACUGUAUAUUUUUGUUAAACAUCAUGUAUAUUUUUCCGCCAAACCCAAGAUAAAAGAAAAUAAGGACCACAAAUUUAAAUUAUGGAAAAUAAAGAUGGUUGAUGUUCUUGUCUUUAAUAAGUAUGUUACACAAUUCAUGUCUAAAGUAAAAUUGUAUCUGGUUUUGAUUGUCAGGUUUCAGUUAAGUAUAAUUAAUUAUUGUUUCUUACUCU